Trichoderma asperellum CBS 433.97 is the source of this 849-nucleotide messenger RNA. RefSeq names its product 40S ribosomal protein uS9 (gene RPS16). Lineage: Eukaryota; Fungi; Ascomycota; Sordariomycetes; Hypocreales; Hypocreaceae. Gene Ontology annotation, biological process: translation; maturation of SSU-rRNA from tricistronic rRNA transcript (SSU-rRNA, 5.8S rRNA, LSU-rRNA). Gene Ontology annotation, molecular function: RNA binding; structural constituent of ribosome. Gene Ontology annotation, cellular component: cytosolic small ribosomal subunit; ribosome. The record is from RefSeq and is a predicted model, not a curated record.
AGACCGCCAGCAACAAACCCGCUCUCUCACCCUCCUUCACAUACCACCAGCAACCAUGUCGUCGACUCAGAGCGUGCAAUGCUUCGGCAAGAAGAAGACGGCCACCGCCGUCGCCCACUGCAAGGCUGGCCGUGGUCUCGUCAAGGUCAACGGCCGUCCCCUGUCUCUGGUCCAGCCUGAGAUCCUCCGCUUCAAGGUCUACGAGCCUCUCCUGGUUGUCGGCCUCGACAAGUUCGCCAACGUCGACAUCCGCGUCCGCGUCACUGGUGGUGGUCACACCUCCCAGAUCUACGCCAUCCGUCAGGCCAUCGCCAAGUCCCUCAUCGCCUACUACCAGAAGUUCGUCGACGAGCACUCCAAGAACCUGCUGAAGCAGGCCCUCGUCCAGUUCGACCGCACCCUGCUGGUCGCUGACAACCGUCGCUGCGAGCCCAAGAAGUUCGGUGGUCCCGGCGCCCGUGCCAGGUACCAGAAGUCUUACCGAUAAAGGGUUUGCGACAACUGGGUUUUGGGGAGAGGCGUUUACUUUUUUUUGUGGCGCUGGCGGGGGAAGAGACAAAUCUGCAGAGGAAGAAGAAGAAACUGGUCGAAAACAAAGCGUCUUGUGGCUGCUGGAGAGGAUGGCGCUGCUGCCACGUCUGGGCGGCGGUCCUUUGCGGCAUCAGGAUGUGGAAUACAAAAGGGGCCGGAGUCGCAUAUCCCUUGGCAUGGGGAUAGGUUUCCCAUUGGCACUUGCAUGGCCUUGCUUUGGGCGGAUUGUAACGGGUCUGGCAGGCUAAUGAAAUCUUCAAACGUUUACGAAACGCAUCACUGUGCAUGUGUGUGUGUGUGUGUGUGUGUGUGUGUGUG